AUGAUAAUUCCCUCCAACAUCAUUUGGUUUGAUGACGAUGAUUGGUUAGGCUUAGAACUCUCUUUCCCGGCCGGCUCCACCUGGAGACUCACAAAGAAGAUCAAGGAGAGCGAGGACAUAUACUCCCAAAGUGAUCAUGAAGACGAUGUAGCUAUCUCCGAGGCUCGUGCGGUUUUUGUUGCUUCCAGAGGGCCUGGGGCGGCUCCAACGACAGCAGUACUCAAGGUUCAUAUGCAGAUACCGUGGUGGGGAAGCGCCACCAAAAGGCCACUCAGUCGGGCGCAGCAGGCUGUCUCGGAGACCUCCACAAGGGGCACGAGGGAAGUCGAAGCACUGACCCUCUUAACGAAAGCAGGUUGCUCUAGUACCCCACAUCUGAUCGACUGGAUGAAGAGGCAGCAAACUCAGGAUGAAUGGGUUCCGGGUGGAUACAUUCAUUUUAUUGUGAUGGAGAAGGUACCGGGUGUUGAUGUCUCCCUAAACUUUGACACACUGGACCGGAAAGAACGAGAUGAACUGAGAGCCGCUUUCAAGACAUCAUUUCUGUGA
Molecule: messenger RNA, 549 nt
Organism: Aspergillus neoniger CBS 115656
Lineage: Eukaryota; Fungi; Ascomycota; Eurotiomycetes; Eurotiales; Aspergillaceae
Exons: 2
Coding region: 1-549 (182 amino acids)
Source: RefSeq, a predicted model, not a curated record